Molecule: messenger RNA, 2227 nt
Organism: Heterocephalus glaber (naked mole-rat)
Lineage: Eukaryota; Metazoa; Chordata; Mammalia; Rodentia; Bathyergidae
Source: RefSeq, a predicted model, not a curated record
AAAGUCGGGGCGAGCACAGCUCCCGGGGCGCGGGGAGACCCGACUCCAAUCUGGGCCGAGACUUUGGCUGCUUUGCUUUUUCAGCACCUAGGCACCUCCGGGCGCGGAGCUCUAGGAGGGAGGAAAGCACGCGGGACCCCUCUUGACAGAUGAGGGGUGUCGGUGGAGAAGAGCCCUGCAGAACUGCGGCGGCGCCCCUCCUUCCCCCUCCGUCCCCCUCGCUGGAGGGGCUAAGCUUGAGGCUCGCACUUUCCAGCUUCUGAGAGCGGGGCUGGAGGACCAUUUCCCUGGGACUGCCUUGAGAUGUUCGUCUUCAUUUGCCCUUUGAGUCCAUUUUGAAACUCAGUGCCUUCCCAAAAGAAUCGGUCAGCUGCUCCACUCAUUCUGGCAGUGCUCCAGGGAUUUCGAGUGACCUGGGCCGGGUGGGAACCAGUGGAUGACAGCCCAGGAUCAGGAGGCCAGUACUAACCACCCAGCCGACAGGAUGGAUUGGGGCGCACUACAUACUAUCCUGGGGGGUGUCAACAAAUACUCCACCAGUAUUGGAAAAAUCUGGCUCACAGUCCUUUUCAUUUUUCGCAUCAUGAUCCUCGUGGUAGCCGCCAAGGAGGUGUGGGGAGAUGAGCAAGCUGAUUUUAUCUGCAACACCCUCCAGCCUGGCUGCAAAAAUGUUUGCUAUGACCACUACUUCCCCAUCUCUCACAUCCGUCUGUGGGCCCUGCAGCUGAUCUUUGUGUCCACGCCAGCACUCCUGGUGGCCAUGCAUGUCGCCUACCGGAGACACGAGAAGAAAAGGAAGUUCAUCAAGGGAGAGAUGAAGAGUGAAUUUAAGGACAUUGAAGAGAUCAAAAGUGAGAAGGUCCGUAUAGAAGGGUCCCUGUGGUGGACCUACACCAGCAGUGUCUUCUUCCGGGUCAUCUUUGAAGGUGCCUUCAUGUACGUCUUUUACAUCAUGUACAACGGCUUCUUCAUGCAGCGCCUGGUGAAAUGUAAUGCUUGGCCUUGUCCCAAUACGGUGGACUGCUUUAUUUCCAGGCCCACAGAAAAGACUGUCUUUACUGUGUUCAUGAUUACGGUGUCCGGCAUUUGCAUCCUGCUAAACGUCACAGAAUUGUGUUAUUUGUUCAUUAGAUAUUGUUCCAGAAAGUCCAAAAAACCAGUUUAGCAUUGCCCAGCUGUAGAUAAAAGAUGGCAUAAAAGGAUGAAGCAACCUGUGCUUAGCUGUCAAGGCUCAGUCACCGGCGUUUGUCAAGGCAAAGAUUCCCGUCUUAAAUGAAUCCCCUUGGGCCACCCAUGAAACUCCAGUACCUGCAAUGGGGUUCCAUGCUCCCAGAGCCCCCCAGAGAAGGGCUAAGCCUGUGACUGUCUUAAUCUUUACUAGAGUCAGUCCCAGUGAGGCCCUGUGCUGGUGAGGGUUACUGGUGUAAGACACUUUCAUAUUCUCUUUCUCUGAGGACAGGAGAUAAAGGCCAGGUCCUCUGGGGAAUAUUGAGAAAGCCCAAAUGCCUCCUUAGGGCUCCCUCUGCAGGUUCCCCCCAGUUAAAGGCAAACACAGAGAACCAUGGUUCUUUUCUUUGCUUUAGAAGUCAUAAUCUGUAACAAUGGACAAAAUUCCCUAAUGCUUCAAUCGCUGCUAUACUUUUUUUUCAGUGAAAACAUUAAGACAGGUUCUUUUGAUCUGAAGAUGUUCUGAAAACCAUUGUGCACUCCUCCUAUUUCAGAGUCUCAGAUGGUGAUGCGUAAAUGGUAUGAGAUUAGAUCGUCUAAUUUAAAACAUUGUCUUUUGGUUAUGAGUGAUUUGCAGUGUGGCUGUGUUAAUAACCAUUAUGUAUUGCACCAACAUCACAGCCUCUCUUGAAUGAGACAAAAUAGAAGUUUCUCGUGACAGCUUAGGAGAGCAAAUGCCCUGAUUUCAAAACAGUAAGUGUAGUUUUACAACAGAAAUAACAGACUGGAUUUACCACCAACUGCACCCUGCAAUGAGGUGACUCCACACCACCAUCCGGUUCCUUUCCAGUGUUUGCCCUCUCCAUUUGCUAUGGUACAUGGUACCCAGCAUCAGAAGGAAUACAACUAAAAGAGGUUGUUGGGAAUUUACUGCCAUAGUACAGUUUAAUUGUGCAGAACAAAAUGGAAUGGAGGUGGGAGGAUUUACUAUUUUCAAAGAAGGUGGAAAGAUCACACUCUAAAUUUUGUUGAUUAAACAUGAGUUUUUUCUACUUUGAAA